AUGCUGGUGAACACUAAUGUGGUUCUUUCGUAUGUCACUGUCACAGGUAUGGAGAGCGUGGAUCUGGAUCGCGGAUUUUUCCGGAAGGUGAACGUUCCUGAUCACGCCCACUACAUUGUGGCCUUCUUUGUGGUAGUCAUCGGAGCUGUGGGAGUCAUUGGGAAUGUGCUGGUUAUAUACGCCUUUUUUAGUAACAAGAAGCUACGGACGCCUCCUAACUACUUCAUCAUGAACCUGGCGGUGAGCGACUUUCUCAUGGCCAUCACUCAGUCGCCCAUCUUCUUCGUGAACUGUCUGUACAAGGAAUGGGUGUUUGGUGAAAUGGGCUGUAAAAUCUAUGCCUUUUGUGGGGCACUGUUUGGAAUCACCUCCAUGAUCAACCUCCUGGCCAUAUCCAUCGACCGCUACAUUGUGAUCACCAAGCCCCUGCAGGCCAUCCAGUGGUCAUCCAAACGUCGGACGCUCCUCAUCAUCCUGCUGGUCUGGCUCUACUCCCUGGCCUGGAGUCUGGCUCCUUUACUGGGAUGGAGUUCCUACAUCCCAGAAGGCCUCAUGACCUCAUGCACGUGGGACUACGUCACCUCUACACCUGCAAACAAGAGCUACACCCUCAUGCUUUGCUGCUUUGUGUUUUUCAUUCCCCUGGGCAUUAUCUCCUACUGCUACUUCUUCAUGUUUCUGGCCAUUCGCAGUACAAGCAGAGAUGUGGAGAAGCUGGGGAGUCACGUCAGAAAAACCACCUUGAUUCAACAGCAGUCGAUAAAGACAGAGUGGAAGCUGGCCAAGAUUGCCUUUGUGGUUAUUAUAGUGUUUGUGCUGUCUUGGUCACCCUACGCUUGUGUUACUCUGAUUGCCUGGGCUGGAUAUAGCAACAUUCUUUCGCCCUAUUCCAAAGCAGUGCCCGCGGUCAUAGCCAAAGCUUCUGCCAUUUACAACCCUUUCAUUUACGCCAUCAUUCACUCCAAAUAUAGGGACACUCUAGCGGAAAAGGUGCGCUGUCUGCAUUUUUUAGCGCAGCCACCGCGGAAGGACUGUAUAUCCGUGUCGAACAGUGAGUCGUCCUUCCGCGAAUCCAUGCUCAGCCGACAGUCAUCCGGCUCCAAGACCAAAUUUCACAGGGUUUCCUCCAUGUCCACGGGCGACACGGUCUGGAGUGAUGUGGAGCUGGAUCCACUGGACUCGCAAUCACAGUCCAUCAGAGGAUCCCAGCCUGAGAACCUGCUCCUGAGAGAGAAAGAACGCAGACACCAACAGCAGCAAGGCAAGGCAAAGUCAGGCCAGAGUGAAGAGCAGACAGUCGUCUCAGAGAGCGGCCCACUGAGCCAAUAUGACCACGACCUGGUGUCCGAAUCUGUCAACAUGGCCACUGUACCCCUGCUUAUGGCCAGGGAAACCCCAGGAGUGGGUUGGCAGGACCAGGAGGAGGAGGAGGAGGAGGAGGAAGCAGGAGAAGGGGGGGAAACGGCUGAGAGAGACAUGCGUGGCAACAGCUGUUCUGACCCCCCAAGAACGGGCCUGGCUUUCUACGAGGACUUAGACGUACCGCACAUAAUCAUCAGCUCAACGUCAGAAAACGGUCUGGCCGGGGAGGAGACCGCGUACAAAGAGGAGAAGAGAAACGCCCAGACCCGUGAGGGUAACCUCCUUUUGGGCCUGAAGAGCUUGAACUGCUCAACUGAACUUCUGGAGUCAGUGGAGAAAUUUCUCUCCUAA
Molecule: messenger RNA, 1713 nt
Organism: Chanos chanos (milkfish)
Lineage: Eukaryota; Metazoa; Chordata; Actinopteri; Gonorynchiformes; Chanidae
Gene: opn4xa
Product: opsin 4xa
Exons: 10
Coding region: 1-1713 (570 amino acids)
Biological process (GO): G protein-coupled receptor signaling pathway; visual perception
Cellular component (GO): membrane
Molecular function (GO): G protein-coupled receptor activity
Source: RefSeq, a predicted model, not a curated record